AUGGGUCUACUAGCUGGUGAGGAGGGAGCUACGGAGCCUGGUGAGGAGGGAGCUACGGAGCCCGGGGACGACUGGGGUGAAGAGGAGGCCAGCUGGAAGGACCAAUGGCAGGCUUCGAAGUGGCAGGAGGAGCCCGAAGAGUGGCCCCAGGAGCCCGAGGAGUGGCCCCAGGAGGCCCAGGAUUGGUCUCAGCAGCCCCAGGAUUGGUCUCAGGAGCCCCAGGCAGAAGAGUCAGAGCAGUGGAACAAGGAUCCUGAAGAGGAAGUUGAAGAGCAGGCCUUGAAGCUGAAGGAGGGAGGAAGCUUCCGUGCGUCGGAGGACCUCGAAGUGCGUCAGGCACCUGCGUUGAGCAGCAGCCUCUUGUACCAUGUGCAUGCGGGAAACAUGGUCCACGUGCAAGGCCAAGCGACAGUCUUGGUGGAUGGGCUCCGGCGGGUCCCCAUUCGACCCAGGGGUUGGGUCAACGCGGACUUGUUGGAAGCCGUGGCCGGCCCUGAACUUGGAAGCCGUGGCGGGUGA
This is a messenger RNA of Durusdinium trenchii, 519 nucleotides long. The record is from the annotation of a GenBank genome assembly. Lineage: Eukaryota; Dinophyceae; Suessiales; Symbiodiniaceae.